Notechis scutatus (mainland tiger snake) is the source of this 1313-nucleotide messenger RNA. RefSeq names its product hydroxysteroid 17-beta dehydrogenase 10 (gene HSD17B10). The record is from RefSeq and is a predicted model, not a curated record. Gene Ontology annotation, biological process: fatty acid metabolic process; estrogen metabolic process; androgen metabolic process. NCBI's taxonomy places the organism in Eukaryota, Metazoa, Chordata, Lepidosauria, Squamata, Elapidae. Gene Ontology annotation, molecular function: estradiol 17-beta-dehydrogenase [NAD(P)+] activity. Gene Ontology annotation, cellular component: mitochondrion.
GCCUCAUUAGGAGGUAGGACUUUAAAGUUGACUCUUUGCGGAGCGGCAUGGCGACAGCAAUGAGGAGCCUGAAGAGCAUGGUUGGCUUUGUGACUGGUGGGGCUUCUGGACUGGGCCGUGCCACAGUGGAACGAUUAAUACAACAGGGAGGCAGUGCUGUGAUUGUGGACCUGCCAACGUCUGAUGGUGAAAGCAUAGCCAAGUCGCUGGGAGACAGAUGCAUCUUUACUCCAGCUGAUGUGACAUCAGAAUUAGAUGUGAAGGCUGCACUGGCCACAGCAAAGGAGAAAUUUGGACGUAUAGAUAUGGGAGUGAACUGUGCUGCGGUUGCAGUGGCAUUUAAGACAUACAAUGUGCAUAAAGAUCAUUCUCAUAGUUUGGAGGACUUCCAGAGAGUCAUCAAUGUCAAUAUUGCUGGGACAUUCAAUGUGAUUCGUCUGAUUGCAAGUGUGAUGAGUAAAAACGAACCAAACAAAGAUGGAGAGAGAGGAGUGAUUAUCAACACUGCCAGCGUGGCUGCCUAUGAGGGCCAGGUGGGACAGGCUGCCUAUUCAGCUUCCAAAGGAGGCAUAGUGUCAAUGACCCUGCCCAUCGCCCGAGAUCUUGCCUCGCUUGGCAUUCGUGUUGUUACCAUUGCACCAGGGCUCUUUGAGACACCUCUACUGGGGACACUUCCUGAAAAAGUUCGGACAUUCCUGGCACGACAGGUGCCUUUCCCAAAUCGCCUUGGGGCUCCAGACGAAUAUGCUCAUCUGGUACAAUGCAUAGCGGAGAAUCCUAUGCUAAAUGGUGAAGUAAUUCGGCUUGACGGGGCUAUCCGAAUGCAGCCCUGAGCCCAAGUCUGCAGGAGAAAAAAAAGAUGGUUCUCCUUGGAUCAUAAUCACAGGAUUGAAAUCAGGGUUGGCAAAAGAAAUGAUUAACAUCUGGCUUUCAAUAAAUCACUGAUCAGAUAUUGUUCUUUUCUUUCAUUUGCUAGCAUAAGCUCCCCCUGACCUACAUACCCCCAUUACUAGUAGCCAUACUGAAAACUAUAUUUUUUAUGCAUCUCCAAUUUCUUUUUUAACAGACUUCUGUCUAAUUCUGAAGAACGGAUUCAAUUGUUUCUGGCUAAGGUCACAUAUUAUGAUUAUCCUGAUUUAUUUAAUCAUGGUUUAUCAAACCACAAAUGUCCAGAUAUCGACAAAAAGUUAUGUUGUAAACCAUGGUUUGUAGUUAUUGAUUGCAAAAAUCACUGCAUAACUUUCAACGAGUAAGUCUGUUAGGGUAAUGAUGUCUAGCUCUUCUGUCACUGCAUGUCUGUAUUUGGCAACCCA